AUGGCCGGGCCGCGCCAGCAGGACCGCCGGCCGGGAUGCUGCGGGUCCGUAGCCAGCUACCUGACCUCGGCGAAAUUCCUGCUCUACGUGGGACACUUUCUGUCCACUUGGGGGGACCGGAUGUGGCACUUCGCGGUGUCCGUGUUCCUGGUGGAGCUGUACGGGAACAGCCUGCUCCUGACGGCCGUCUACGGGCUGGUGGUGGCCGGCUCCGUGCUGGUCCUCGGAGCCAUCAUCGGCGACUGGGUGGAUAAGAACGCCAGGCUCAAAGUGGCCCAGACGUCGCUGGUGGUCCAGAACGUGUCGGUGAUCCUGUGUGGCAUCAUCCUGAUGAUGGUCUUCCUGCACAAGGACGAGCUGCUCACCAUGUACCACGGCUGGGUCCUCACUUCCUGCUACAUCCUGAUCAUCACCAUCGCCAACAUCGCCAACCUGGCCAGCACGGCCACCGCCAUCACCAUCCAGCGGGACUGGAUCGUCGUGGUCGCCGGAGAAGACAGGAGCAGGCUGGCAGACAUGAACGCCACGGUCCGCAGGAUCGACCAGCUCACCAACAUCCUGGCGCCCAUGGCCGUCGGGCAGAUCAUGACCUUCGGCUCCGCGGUCAUCGGCUGCGGCUUCAUCUCCGGGUGGAACCUGGUGUCCAUGUGCGUGGAGUACUUCCUGCUCUGGAAGGUUUACCAGAAGACCCCCGCGCUGGCCGUGAAGGCCACCCUCAAGGCGGAGGAGGCCGAGCUGAAGCAGCUGAACGUGCACAAAGAAGCUGAGCCCAAGCCCCCGGAGUCCGCGCACCUGAUGGGGGACAGGGAGCUGGCGGUGCCCGCGCCGGAGCCGGAGCCCGAGCCGGGCUGCGCCGAGCAGCUGGCCGAGCCCUUGCGCACGUUCCGCGACGGCUGGGUGUCCUACGCGCGGCAGCCCGUGUUCCUGGCCGGCCUGGGGCUGGCCUUCCUCUACAUGACGGUGCUGGGCUUCGACUGCAUCACCACGGGCUACGCCUACACGCAGGGCCUGAGCGGCUCGGUGCUCAGCCUGCUGAUGGGCGCCUCGGCCGUCACCGGCAUCCUGGGCACCGUGGCCUUCACCGGGCUGCGGCGCCGCUGCGGCCUGGUGCGCACCGGCCUCAUCUCGGGCGCCGCGCAGCUCUCCUGCCUGGUGCUGUGCGUGGUGUCCGUGUUCAUGCCGGGCAGUCCGCUGGACCUCAGCGUGUCCCCCUUCCAGGACAUCCGCUCCCGCUUCAUCCAGGCCGAGCCACUGCCCGCCGCGCCCACCACGGCCAGGCCCGCGGCCAACGGCUCCGUGACCACCCUGGCCGCCCCCGCGCUGGAGCCGGGGCUGAGCGCCGAGUCCGUCCUCUCCGUCAGCCUGCUGUUCGCGGGCGUCAUUGCUGCUAGGGUCGGCCUUUGGUCCUUUGAUUUAACUGUGACGCAGUUGCUGCAGGAAAACGUCGUUGAGUCGGAACGAGGCAUUAUAAACGGUGUGCAGAACUCCAUGAACUACCUUCUCGACCUCCUGCACUUCAUCAUGGUGAUCCUGGCCCCCAACCCCGAGGCCUUCGGCCUGCUGGUGCUCAUCUCCGUGUCCUUCGUGGCCAUGGGCCACAUCAUGUAUUUCCGGUUCGCCCAGAAGACCCUGGGCAGCCAGCUCUUCGCCUGCGGGCCCGUGGAGAAGGAAGCUCCGGACGAAAGCCAAGCUUCCACGUCCGUGGUGUGA
Messenger RNA from Pipistrellus nathusii (Nathusius's pipistrelle), 1710 nucleotides. NCBI's taxonomy places the organism in Eukaryota, Metazoa, Chordata, Mammalia, Chiroptera, Vespertilionidae. The record is from the annotation of a GenBank genome assembly.